Molecule: messenger RNA, 1635 nt
Organism: Cicer arietinum (chickpea)
Lineage: Eukaryota; Viridiplantae; Streptophyta; Magnoliopsida; Fabales; Fabaceae
Product: transcription factor-like protein DPB
Biological process (GO): regulation of transcription by RNA polymerase II; regulation of cell cycle
Cellular component (GO): nucleus; transcription regulator complex
Molecular function (GO): DNA-binding transcription factor activity, RNA polymerase II-specific; RNA polymerase II transcription regulatory region sequence-specific DNA binding
Source: RefSeq, a predicted model, not a curated record
UUCCCUUCUUCAAUUUCNUUUUCUCAUUUCUUCUUCAUUUUGCGUGCCCUAGAGCUCAAAUUAUCCCUCUUCAUUCGAUCAUUUCACCUCGAAAUCGAAACUUCUUCUGAAUUGGAGUAUCUCUCUCAUUUAGGGUUUUGUUGCCAAAUUCAAUUGAUAAAAAAUGGGAACACGACCGCAGCAAUCGUGUGUAGACGAAGAAGAUGAGGAACUGCUCGGUUGUGGAACUACGAUGUCGGGCCAAUCAGGCUCCACGAGCAGGAGUGCCGGAUUUCCAUCUAGUCGGAGCGAGCAGACAACGGGGACAGCCGCCGGUGAUAACGCUGCUCUCAAAUUAAACCAUCUUGAUAUACACGAUGAUGAUGCUGGAUCACAGGGAGUAGUUGCGAGCAAGAAGAAAAAGAGAGGGCAACAACGGGCUGUUGGAGGUGAUAAAAGUGGAAGGGGGCUCCGCCAAUUUAGCAUGAAAGUGUGUGAGAAGGUAGAAAGUAAGGGAAGAACGACUUACAAUGAGGUGGCAGAUGAACUUGUGGCUGAAUUUGCUGAUCCAAUCAAUAGUGUUUUGUCCCCUGAUAAGCAACAAUAUGACGAAAAAAACAUUCGUCGAAGGGUCUAUGAUGCUCUGAAUGUUCUCAUGGCAAUGGAUAUUAUUUCUAAGGAUAAAAAGGAAAUACAAUGGAAAGGUCUUCCUCGUACUAGUCUGAAUGAUAUCGAAGAGCUAAAGACAGAGCGUCUUGGGCUGAGAAAUAGAAUAGAAAGGAAAGCAUCCUAUCUGCAGGAGCUUGAGGAACAAUUUGUAGGUCUUCAGAACCUUAUUCAACGAAAUGAACAAUUAUAUAGCUCAGGAAAUCCUCCCAGUGGAGGUGUAUCUUUACCAUUUAUUCUGGUACAGACACGUCCUCAUGCAACUGUUGAAGUGGAAAUAUCAGAAGACAUGCAGCUUGUUCAUUUUGACUUUAAUAGUACUCCUUUUGAGCUGCAUGACGACAAUUAUGUGCUCAAGGCAAUGGAGUUUGGUGAUAGACCACAAAGUGAUACUGUCACACUCAAUGUUACAGAUGGAGGGGAAUGUUCUAGCAUGUCAGUCUUGCAUCAGUCUCAGGUUCCUCCUUCAGUUUCAAGCUUGCCAAUUAGGAUUCCCACAUCACCUCCACUCCCUGGAAUAUUGAAGGCAAGAGUCAAGCAAGAGCAUUGAUAUGCAAGUUUAUGAUAUCAUCUUACCAUAUUUAAGUGUCUGUAUAUCUUGUAAAGAAAUUUACCAAAUUAAUAUACCUUCUACUAGUUAGUCAUCAGUGCAGACAAGUCAUUUGGUAGGUCGGAAGCAGGUAGGCCCAUCUGCUUCUUUUAUCGUGUAGGCUGGACUGGGAAAUUCUUUUACUACCUUAACUGAAUCUUUACUCCACAUAUUUUUUCUGUAACUUUUCCCGCAGUGUAGUUAGAGAGAUCUGGUAUGGAGUCCAAAAACAUAGGAUAAAUUUCAGAAUUCACUGAUUUACAGUGUAAAUUGUAAAGUUUUCCUACUCUUGUGGAUAUAAGUUGGUAUUUUGACCAUCGCACCUUGUUUGACUUGAAUCAUUUGCUAGAGUCCAUGUGAGGCUCCCAUUAUUCUAUUUCAACUGUGAUGGAAAUUUUGUU